Messenger RNA from Durotheca rogersii, 2952 nucleotides. RefSeq lists its product as uncharacterized. The record is from RefSeq and is a predicted model, not a curated record. Gene Ontology annotation, cellular component: cell tip; microtubule cytoskeleton. Lineage: Eukaryota; Fungi; Ascomycota; Sordariomycetes; Xylariales; Xylariaceae. Gene Ontology annotation, molecular function: protein binding. The transcript is spliced from 6 exons. Gene Ontology annotation, biological process: establishment or maintenance of actin cytoskeleton polarity. The coding region runs from base 1 to 2952 and encodes 983 amino acids.
AUGACCAGGCCCCAGAUGAUCCGUGCUGACUCGAUAGAUCUCCAAGGUGACGACGCCCUCUCUGCCAAGGACCGCAAACUCGCCUCUUCGAAAGCAGCACCGAACGGAUUACUUGCACCGCACCAGGCCGAGACACUUCGCGAGGUCGAGGAAGAACGGGCAGAAGAGGAAGCUCGCAGUCCGAGAGUCUCGUGGAUCGAUGGUAACAACGGCAGCGACUUGCAACAGUACGCCGCAGAACUCGCGAACGGCAUUGCGAAUUCCUUGAAUGGCAAUAAGAUGCCGUCUGAGGAUGCGCUCGCGAUCGCGCAGAAUGGAGGAGUCAUCAACGCCGCCCCCGACGAUGGAGAUAUGGACGGCGAUACCAACGACGACAUAGAUGAUGACAUGGACAAGAUAUCGAGCUCUCCUUCAAUUGAAGAUGGUGGGUGCACCCUCCCGCGCGUGUGGCCGAAGCGCGUCGGUUCUCUACAUCCUUUCUCCCUCCCUCGCAACCCUACAAGAUUCCUGGUGCUCGGCAGGCCGAGAUCUCCCUCACCGUAUCUCGAACCUACCGAAUACCUACCUCUACAACCCUCAGACCGGCAGGCAAGCAAGGCUUCCGCCGGUAGCCCCCGUUCUCGUCGUCUUCUUCCUGGUGAGUAUGCCGGAUCGGUCAACUACGAGAACUACGGAAGCCACCGCGGCCAUACCGAAUGCGAGGACGAGCCACGAGUGCGGACUUAUGAAGCCCAAUCCAGACUAGAGGACGCUCUCCUGCAUGUCCUAUCGGGCACACGACUAGUCGGACCCAGCUUAGACGAAGGAGGCAUCCGCCCCCUUUACAAUUCAGCAACACCCCUCAGGGCCGUGGAACGGGGAGGAGAAGAAGACGAAGAAGACCCCAAUGACAAUGACAUCGGCGGUAUUUCCUUAUAUCCGUGCACGAGACCCGUUGGUGUCGGUUGGGGCUAUGAAUGCUUACAAAAUCUAGAGGACAUCGAUUUCGAGUUCGUUUACGCCCUCCAUACCUUCGUCGCUACGGUCGAGGGCCAAGCCAAUGCCUCGAAAGGCGAUACGAUGGUGCUUCUCGACGACAGUAACAGUUACUGGUGGCUUGUCAGAGUGGUGAAGGAUAGCAGCAUAGGAUACUUGCCUGCAGAACACAUCGAGACACCUACCGAAAGGCUGGCGCGUCUUAACAAGCACAGGAAUAUUGACUUAUCCAUGACGAUGCUCGGCGAUCAGGCAGAGAAGGCUAAAACCCCUCUCAUAACCGCUAUAAAGAGGAGGAAAAUGAAGACUGUCGCCUUCGCGGCCCCGACUUACGUGGAUUAUUCCGAUUAUUCUUCCGACGAGGAGGAUGAAGACGGCGACGGCGACGGCGACAGCGAACUCGACGGCGACAAGUCAUCUCAACAGCAGGGCGCGCAACAAAAGGCCCAGCAGCAGCAGACGUCAUCUCAGCAAGUUGAUGCCGUAGAAGACGAAUCUGCGAAGGUGGAGCCUCUCAGGCCCCGAAGCCAACAGAAACAGACGAAGGCUGAAUCUGUCAAGGCCGAGGAUGGAGGGAAAGCAGAGUCAACUGCACAGGGCGAACCCCGCAGGAAUAGCGACGAAUUGUUCGAUGGAAAGGCUGAGAGGACCACGAGAAAUGGUACCGUCAGAAAUACGGACUCUUUCUUCAAGGACGAGACGAUAGAGACCAAAAAGAUUACGCUAACUCCCGGUCUGCUCCGGGAUGACAAUGAACCACGAAUGUCGAGCGACUCGAAGGAAUUCCAGCUACGGCAACGGCCCAGCCUAGAGAAAGAGCUUAGUCCCGACAAGAACAAGGACGACAAGAAGAAGAAAGACAAGGAUAAGAAAGACAAGGAGAAAAAGCCAAGCGCUAUUCGGAGUUUCUUCUCGCGGAAAGAUAGGAAGAAGUCUGUCGAGGAAGAAGACGAGUCGUCCAGCAAGAGGUCUUUGGACAGCAAUACUGACAUGCCGGAGAAGGACGCAGAGGAGCCGCACGCCGCCGACGCAGAUGCAUCGCCUGAGAGGGCGGUGGGUCCGCAGCGGAACCCGAGCAAGCUUCAGAAACACCAACCCGCUAGGGGCGACCCCUCUCCGACCCGCAAAUCGGCCUCUUCGGCGCUGCAGACAGAAGGCUCGGAACGCGGUCCCAUAUUAGGUCCCGAAGUCAGAACUAACAACGUAGCGAAUGUGCCGCCGGCGACCCUCAGAAUGGUGGAGUCCGACCAGCUCGCAAGCAAGGAUCGGACGCCGCCGAAGGACGAGAAAGCGAACCCUAAGCCAGUCGUCUCUCGGGAAGGUAGGCCACAGAAGGUUACGAAGGCGAAGUCGCGAGUUGAGCUUGACGACUUCGACUCGCCCGACGAAGGAGAAAUCGGUCCCGUCGCAGCUGGUAAACCGCAGCCGUCCGAGGAGAGAGAGCCGCGGUACAACCCGCCGGGAGCACAGCCAGACAGUUACGCCAGCGCUCAAACCCCCGCAUCCGAGCCGGCCGAUCAAGCGGCCAAGGCCCAACGACCGGAGGAGGAGCGUCUGUCGGAAUCGCCGGUUCAGGUAUCGCCCAUUACUUCCUCAAAUCCGCCCGCUCUCGUGGGAGAUACUUCCAGCCAGGAUGACCGCUCGUCGCCGGUAUCGUCGCCAUCGCCAGAGCUGGUGGGUGCCAACGGCCGGACGCACGGAAAACAGGAUUCGUUGGCGACGUCGACGUCGACGGCGACCACGUCGACCUGGAACGACACCAGCCUCCGCGCCUUCUUCGACUCGGGUUCCGAUAUCCGUGACUUGCUAGUGAUUGUUUACGAUAAGAGCGACGUCCCACCUGCCGGGCCGGAUCAUCCCGUCGCGGGAUCGCUGUUCCGGGAACAGAACGCGAAGCUGGCCGAGAUUACGACGCAACUGGACAACUUGCUCGGGGAUUGGCUGGCCCGGAAGCAACGCCUUCGAGGCACAGUAUAA